Melitaea cinxia (Glanville fritillary) is the source of this 2679-nucleotide messenger RNA. RefSeq lists its product as uncharacterized. The record is from RefSeq and is a predicted model, not a curated record. The transcript has 3 exons. NCBI's taxonomy places the organism in Eukaryota, Metazoa, Arthropoda, Insecta, Lepidoptera, Nymphalidae. Bases 1 to 2679 code for a protein of 892 amino acids.
AUGAACGGAUUAUACGACAGUCAAAAUAAUCAGAAAACAGAGGGAGUCUUGAGCUCAGAAUUAUUUGAUGACCGAUACAUUGUUUAUAGAAGAGAUCGCUCAACUUCGGGAUUUCAUAGUGAUAAAAUCGGGGGCGGAGUCUUGGUGGCAGUCGAUAAAAGACUAAACUCUCGACGACAUAAAAAUUUUGAAAGUAAGUGUGAAGAUCUCUGGGUUAGCAUUGACAUAAUCAGCUGCGAUAAGAAGAAAGACAGGCUUUUGAUCUGCGCUGUUUACCUUCCUCCACCAGUGAAAACAGAAAUACUAGACCAUUUCAUACAUAAUUCAAAUCAAGUGCUGGAUAAUAUAAAGUUCAAACUAAUCUUGGGUGACUUUAAUCAGAGUAGUAUAGUUUGGAAUGAAGGCACAUUGGUAGCUCACCGAUCUGGGACGGUUCUCUGUGACAUGUUGCUCGAUUUCAUUGAUUUACAUGGUCUCAGACAAUUCAAUAAUAUUCAGAAUCACAAAUCAAAGAUUUUGGAUCUUGUUCUCAGCAAUGUGUCUGUUGUCGGUUUCUCUAGUGGGGACAAUGUUCUUAGUGUUGUGGACUCUUUGCAUCCCCCACUGGAAUUUGUAAUCUCCAUCGGAUGUAGCAGAGCUGUAAUAAAAAAUCAAGUGCGGCAAAGCUUUUUUAAAGCCGACUACGACAAAAUUAAUCAAGAACUUGUAAGAGUGGAUUGGUGCGGUGAGCUUAGGGGAGACCUUACGGUGGACGAAAUGUUGGACAUUUUUUACGGAAAAAUAUACGAACUAAUUCGUCGUUUCGUCCCCUCGCGAAAGGUUUCAAACAGAAAGUAUCCGGCUUGGUUCACCAAAGACCUAAUAACGUUGCAGAGAGAAAAAUACAGGUACCAUGUAAAAGUUAAGAAAUUCGGAAACCCACGCGACAUCUUGAGUUUUCAGUUACUUCGCGAUAGAUGCUUGAGGCUCCAAUCCUACUGCUAUAAUAACUACAUCGAAAAACUUGAGAGUAGCUUAAAACAAAAUCCAAAGCUUUUAUGGUCACAUUUGAAAUCAAAAAGACUGGACAUUCAUUCGUACCCUAGCUAUGGUGGAGUUGGCACAAAUAAUUUUCUCACCUGUGCGUUCUCAAAAAGGGAAAUUUUAAAGGCACUGGAACACCUGGAUCCUUUUAAAGGUGCAGGGUCUGACAAGCUACCAUCAAUAUUUAUUUCCAAAUGUGCUGGACCUCUCUCUUGUCCCCUUGAAAUAAUUUAUAAUGCGUCUCUUCGUAGCGGUGUAUUCCCGUCUAGGUGGAAAAAUGCUCGAGUCGUCCCAAUAUAUAAGUCUGGAGAUAAAAUGUUGGUUUCAAACUACAGGCCGAUUUCUAUAUUGCCUACUUUAGGGAAAGUACUGGAAAAACUUCUGUGUGGACCGCUUACCUGGCACCUGAAGCACCACAUGUCCUCAGACCAGCACGGUUUUCUACCUAAAAGAUCAACUUGUACGAACCUUGUCUCGUUUGCUGACGAGCUGGCGGUGUCUGUUGACUCUGGGUCGCCUGUUGACGUCGUUUACACGGACUUCAGUAAAGCGUUCGAUCUAGUAAGUCACCCUAUUCUAUUGGACAAACUCUCGCGAUUAGGAAUUGGCAACAAUAUUCUUAAAUGGUUCAGCUCAUAUCUGGAAGGUAGAUCGGCAAAUGUUGUUUUGAAUGGCUUCACCUCCAAUCCAUACUUGACCCCGACGGGUGUACCGCAGGGAUCGCAUCUUGGUCCUAUAUUAUUUAACAUCUUCAUAAACGACAUCCCCAACAACAUCCGUCACUCACACUGCCAUUUAUUCGCGGAUGACCUCAAAAUCUCUAGAUGUGUUAAAAGUCGGCGCGAUUCAUUGUUUCUUCAGGAGGAUUUGGAUGGCUUGGCGAGUUGGUGCAACAAAAAUCGGAUGACAUUAAACGUGAACAAGUGUAGCGUUAUAAGGUUCUCCAGGCAUAGAUUAAGGAAAGACUGUGAUGAUUAUGAAUAUAGAAUUAACAACGCUCCACUUAAAAGGGUUGAAACUAUACGUGAUUUGGGAAUCACUCUGGAUAGAUGCUUGCGCUUUGACACGCAUUUUAAUGCCAUUUCUGCUAAGGCUCUUAGAAUGCUUGGAUUCAUUCUGAGAAACACAAGGGAAUUUAAACAGAGUGACACUAUUAUUUUACUAUAUAACGCAUUAGUCCGAAGUUCCCUGGAGUAUUGUUCUGUUGUAUGGAAUCCAGGCUACAGGGUUCACAUAGACCGAAUCGAACGAAUCCAGAGAAAGUUUUUACGGAUUCUGGCGUAUCGCCAGAAUGUUGGAUAUCUGCGAGAUUACCGUAGUAGGCUCGAACAUUUCAAAAUUACUUCGCUGGAGGAUCGCCGGCGUAUGCACGAUUUAGUAUUUUUAUACAAACUAAUAAACGGCGUACUUGAUUGCCCUCAACUUCUGAAUAAGUUAGAUAUUUAUGUACCCACUCGAAUACCGAGACAUGGUAAAUACAAGCCUUUUGCAGUGAAACGCAGCUAUACUAACCUAGGUUCAAAUUCUCCCAUAAAUAGACUUGUGCGAGAAUACAAUAAACUAGCUACAUCCACUCUGGAAAUUGAUAUAUUUAGUGACAAGUUGACAAAAUUCAAAAAAGUAAUUAAAAUUAAUGACUCAAAUGAUGUAGUAUAA